Messenger RNA from Paramuricea clavata, 12096 nucleotides. The record is from the annotation of a GenBank genome assembly. Lineage: Eukaryota; Metazoa; Cnidaria; Anthozoa; Malacalcyonacea; Plexauridae.
UCCAGAUUCCCACCCUCAUCCGCGCAAGGCCAUCGCCACAUGAGAGCGAGGGGACAAUAACUAAAACAAAAACAUGAAUUGAAAUGAACUAUUAACCAAACUUGUCCCUGCUGUUUUUCAGGUUUUCGUGAUAUGCCGAUGAGGUCUGUUACAUUGCUCCCACUUGUUGCUAUUCUAUUAAAGGAAACAGUUAAGUAUUAUAUAUCCCAUGCAAUUGCGAUUUUUGGUAUUGAUCCAGAUACCGUACCCAAGAGUGAGGAGAACAUUGAAUCAACAUGCACAGAAUCAUCAAAUGUGACCGAUCAACAAUCGAGUUCAGAACUAUUGAAUUCUACUUCUGAGACAAAAGCUGUAUUUGUAGAAACUUUGAAUUCGUUAGAUCUGUUUGAGAACUAUCUCAAGAGUCGAAGCGAGGAAACUGCCAAGCCGUUGAAACUGUUGUUUGAUCGCGGAAAAAGUGCUCAUAACGAACUUUUAACACCAGAUAAAAUCGAUAAUUUUCUCGACAUUUUACGUUCCUUUUUAAUUAAUAAGUGUUCCCACGACGAUAAGGAAAGUGAGAGUUUUCUAGAUUGUGAUCAGGAAAGUUCAAAUUCUGGAAAUGGAGAAUUGGGCAACGACGUUCAUUUAAAUUCUAAACCGACCAAUAUUUGGGAAGAAGCUUCUAAAUUAGAUUUAGUCAAUGAAAAAUUGUCUCCUCUCUCACCAAAUCUUAAAGGAAACCAGAAGAAUUUUGAAAUCCCCCAAGCUAGCAAUCACAACAACGUAGGAAAUGCACCCACGGAAUUUGAAAAUGAUUUGGUAAAGAAAGAUUUUGAUAAAAUACCCACACAAAGGAAAGAUUUCGUAAGUUCAGAUGAAGACUCUUCAAUCGGUCAAUUACGUAACAAAGAUAAAAGAAACGAGAAACUUGGACGCAAAAUAUCCAAAGAUUCGGAUAUGGUAUAUUCUGUAUUUCCAGAAUUUAACAAAGAAAAACAAAGCAAAGGAAUUGACGGCUAUCUUAAAUAUUCCCGUACAGAAAAAAAGAAAAAAUCUGAGAAGACGUUAGAAGAAAAAGCGUUGAAAUUAAAGAAUUCCUUUCAAUUUGCGAAGUCGCCAGCCAUGAUGAUAUCUCUGAGGGUGAAAGACUUGGAAGACGAAAACCUUUCCCUUAAAAGUCAAAUGAAAUCAUUACAAGCUAAAAACCAAGAUAUUUUAGCUGAGCUUGGGCAAAUCGCUGUUCAGAAAACUGCAAAGGAAAACGAAGAAAGAAGAUCUGAACUCUUUCAGGAAAUAUUUCGUCCCCCGUCGUCCGAAGCUACUACAUUGCCUACCAAUAAACACAGGCCAAUUAAUGAUAUGAAUGGCUCUCUAAAACGGUUUCUAAAAUCUCAAACUACAAAUGAAAACGCUGAUAAACCAUCAGUUAUCUAUCCAGCUAAUUCAACUGAACAGCAUGUCGAGGGGGCAGAGGCUUUGGUGCAACGCAGUAAUCAUCAACCUGGAAGAGAUGUGAUGCUCACAAACGUAAGCGAAAUUCACAAGGAUAGGAAUGAAAAUCAAACACCAUUAACGCAAAACACAUCGAGUAAUACAGCGAGAGAGAAGACAAGUGGCAGAGAGGGAAAAUAUCAAUCAGAACAAUUCCAGGAAACCAGGGCUUUGGCAUCGAUAUCUCGGAAAGGCUAUGAAAAUUUAUCACUUUCCGUCCAGCAAGACGAUUCUGGAACGGAGUGCAUAUCCCUUGGUAAUGUACCACCUACAUCUGUGGCAACAACCUUGUACAACAGAUACAAGCUCAUGUUACUAUCCCUUGGUCAAAGACUUCUUUCAUGUGACGUCGUGAAACUGAAGAACUGGGCAAGUCAGAAUUUCUCAAUCAACAACCCACAGAAUGCUACCGAUAUCCUCCUCCAACUUGAUCAAAAAGCAGUCAUUAAUGCUUCAGAUUUAAGUCAACUUUCUCGUUUCUUUGAAUCUAUUGUCAGAAUUGAUCUUGUGCAUAUUAUCGACGCAUUUCACCUUGGCGAUUAUAGUUUACUUCGCCAAAAUAAACCACCUAAACAACAAGCAGCAAAUGCAGCCCGAACCUCCCAGUAUCGUUCCACCCCAAUGUAUCAAAGUAUGUUCAAUGCUAUGAACACUGGUCGUCAAGCUUUGGCCAAUCCAGCUGCUAGUGAUACAUUACAAACCAGUCCAGGCAGAAAAGUAGUAACUUUAAGGAAACCAGGAAACGGCAAUGUAAUACAAAGAUCUUUCCCUCAACAAACACAACUGACAGCUUUCCGAAAUUCGUCAGAUACAGUCAAUCCAACACAUUUCUCUAGGUCUCCGAACGAUAACCAGUCCACAGCCUCUGAGCAGCAAAACCUACAACCUGCUACAACUGCAGUUAGUCCAAAUAGAAUGGCUCAUAUGGUCGUUGCUGAUAGCUCUAGUGUUACAAGUAAGUGUUUCUUGAUAUUUUUGACAAACGGGAUUUCAAAAAAUGAGUACAUGUCACAUAGGUCAGUGAACAUAUAGCAAUCAUAUUGACUAUGAUUUAAUCAAGCUUUUCCUUCAAAGAUCCAAAAUUGUAACCGGACUAUUUCUCUUUCUAAGCGUGAGAAGCACAAUGGAAGCUAUUUCAUGUACUGUGAAUGUUCCAACCCUUAUGCGUCUAUUGGAUUUUGAUCUUUGCGCAACGAAACCUCAUUUCGACAUUCAUAUUGGAUCAUUGUAAAAUUCCAGUGUGCCUUCUAGGAGUAUUAGUAACUUUCAUGGAAUGUAUACUAUACAAAAGACGCAUUGUUUUCCGGAAUGUACUUUGGCGAUAGAAUCUCGUUUUGGUGUUUGUGAUAUGAGUUAAAGCCAAACAUCUCAAUCAUAAUAACGAGCCUUAUGGCCGAUUUGAGUUACUUUCUGGAAGGGUCUCAGUUAAAAGGUAAGGGUCUGGAAAGGUCACAUAAAGACUCGUCCUUACCGCUACACUGGCAGAAAACUGACUAGAACAGAUAACGCUAUUCACGAGCGAUUUUCCGGCCGGAGAAAGCAUUCUUAAGAUGAAAGUAAGAGCCCAGCAUAAUACUUUAAAUAGAGCCAUAGGCAAAAAUAUAUACAGAAAAGUUUUAUUGUCAUGCAGUGAUGUGUCUUCUUAACUCAAGGCAUCAUUCAUUUCCGUUCCUGUGUGUAUAAUUUCAUACCUUGCAAUAUAGUAACCUAAAUUUAUUCAUCAUCCAUUUCGCUGUAAUUUUACUGUUAAUCUGAUGAUGUCUUCAGUUAAAACGAAACGUUACUGUCAAAAAUACUUGCAGUGUAAUGAACAAUAAGAGUAAAAUGACUGUUUCAAAUAAGUUAUUUGUAUCGUUUGAAAAACAGGCGAAAGAAGAACAAUAGCAGGAAAUUCUUUGACAAUAACAAAUCCAUCAGCGACAAGCAACCCACGAAAUUCUCAGGCAGUCGGAAGCAAUGGUUCAAAACAUUCCAAAUUCCAACGUCCAGAAACAGAACGAAGCAAUAUUUCUAAUUUCCAACCCCCUGGCGGUUUUCGGACCCAGUACCCAGACCGAGAAGAUAAUUGGUUAUGUAGUCACUACAAACGACAUUGUUACGUCAAAUUUGAAUGUUGCAACAACUUUUGGCCGUGUCAUCGCUGUCAUAACAACCAAAGCACGUGUGGCCGAAAGAAACUUAAAUCCCGUUACACGAAGAUGCUGAAGUGUGUAUAUUGUAACAAAGUGCAACAGGUAACUCAAAAUUCAUGAUGUAAAAAUAAUGUCUAAGCUAAGGCAUGCAUACUUGCGCUGAUUUCAUUCUUGUGUCUUCUAUGUGUCACACUUUCGUCGUAGUUUUAAGUUUAAUAUCAGUCAUUUGCGCGAAUCAGUCACAUUUGUUAGUUGAACGGAUAUAGUCUAUAAAUUUGAAUAUCUGUGCUAAUUUUUUUGUUAUUAGUUUGGUAGUUCUUGCUGCGAUUGUGGUGCAACAUUUUCCGAGUAUUACUGUGGAUUGUGCAAACAUUUAACUGGCAAAGAUGAUAAUCCUUAUCAUUGUGAAAAAUGUGGAAUCUGCAGGUAUGGUUUAGUUAGCUUUCAUAACACGGCAUUGUCUUACGCAAGCCAUAAAUAAGUGCAUGUCAUGGAAGAUUCACAAUAAAUAAACAAAUAAGAUUGUCGAUUACAUUGUGGUUAAUGCAUCUCCUUUCUACCUUUGGGAAACAAUUGUUUAAAUGAUGCAAUAUCUAGUUGUCUCACUCUCACCAUAAAUUUGCCUCAUAAUCAGAUCAGGCGUAGCCUGAACAAACACUGAUACAACUUUGAAACACUGAUAUAAUAAAUUGUUAUAUUGGAUUUAAAGUUUAUUAUUUUUUAAUGUUUUAAACAUAGUCAUGUAGAUUAAAACAGUUUCCAGUAAAAUGAAUAUCAGAAAUUGACGUCGAAGGAUAAGUUGUAGUAACGUUUCGACGAAUAGAAUGAGUCAUAAGAAGCAACAUUUCAGCUAGUGUUUGCAUGGUUUAAUUAAUUGAAGAGUGGUUUUAAUGCUGUCUUAUAUAUGAAAGCUGAAACAUGUUGAAAAGGCAUCCAACCUAGCCAAACUGUCUAGCACUGUGUUGUCCGCGAAACUUCGACUUGCUUCUCCCCCCCCCCCCCUUUAAUACUUGCCUCUUCCCCAUUUAGUACUCCACCUUCCUCCCUUUAGUAUCCACUUUUUCAUUUAGUCAAACUGUGCCCCCCACGCCACCCUUUUGCUUUUUCCUGGCCCUGCUUAGCCAAAAAUCGUGCAUGGCUACGCCUCUGUUCAUCAUCAGUUGCAUUAGAGGGAGUGGUUUAAGUUUUUGGUUUCCUUUUCUCUUUGGGUGACAACAAAACGAACUUAUUCUCUUACGGGAAAUACUUCUUCACAAUAACAAAGCAAAAGAUUACAGUUUUUUUGUUUUAAGGGAAUAUUACAGAAAAUUUUGGAAUGUAAGAAAAUAGUGCAUUUGCUUACUAUACUUACCAAAAAUGAUAAUGAUCAGAUAUUCUUCUUUAAUUGAUAAGCAUUUAGAACUUGAAACCAUUUGCUAAUGAGAGAUGCGCCUUACUGGAACUCCAGAAAACCCCACAGUAAAAAAAACAGAUGGAGCUUCCCCGGCAGUAGAAACAAAUUCUGUGAAAUAUAUUAUUUUAAUUUAGAAUUCAUGGAGAUCGCUCGUUUCAUUGUGAUGUCUGUGGAGUUUGUUUGGAUGUCCAACUUCGUGGAAAUCACAAAUGUCGUGAAGACUCUGCCCAUGAUGAAUGUUGCAUUUGUUUGGAGGUAGUGUAUCAAUUCGAGCUCUUGUAUCAAAUUUCUGGACAACUAAGUUGAAUUUAUUCUGCUAAUUGACGUGAAAUGGCAUAGAGGUUGUUCUCCACUCAAUGAACCUAUAGCAUUUGUUGUGCCAAUGUCUGUAGUUACAUUGGUGCUUACGAAAUAAUGACAUACGUUACGAAUCACUACAAUAAGGUUUAUGUGGAAAUAGAAUUUAAUAUGCUCUCGGCAUUAACUCGGAUCAUAAAACGGAUUUUAAUUUCUUUUCGUGCAGGAUGCCUUCACUGGAUGUCAAAUCCUUCCCUGUUCUCACAAAGUCCACAAAGAAUGUGCAACUCAAAUGAUACGGAGUGGAAUGUGAGUACUUGUACUUUUAUAAUUUGGAGAUAUUAAAAGCGAUUACACCGUACAGUUGUAGGAAGUAUUGAUAACUUUUGUGAAUUCGUGUACCCACCACAGGACGAAAAAAUAGAUUUGCUCCAACUUUGCAACCCCCUGCAAAGGUGCCAUUGCCGUAAUCGCAUCAAAUUUGCUAUUGUGCAAAUUUUGUUCAAAUUUGGAAAGCAAAUUGGUAAAUAAAUUUUUACCCUGAUAUUGGUAAAUAGAAUUCUCUUUUUUGAGAGGGAAUGGGUAUAGGAUAAAUUUGGCUCAAAUUACCUUUCAUUUGCACACGUGAAUUUGUGGGUAUUUUCGUCCAUAAUUUGGUUUCUAAAUUUGCCAAAAUAUUUGCAACCUUGCAAAUUUGAUGCGAUUACGGCAAUGGCACCUUUGCACCGGGUUGCAAAGCCUAGUGCAAAUCUGUUUUUUCGCCCUGUGCACGUGUGAGGAGAGGCAAGUCCUUUCAGUAGGAAAGGAUAAAAUCAUUAUAAAAGGAUAAAAUUAGUGCAUGUUUUGAGAGAGUGGACGGUACUGAGUUCGCGGGCGAGGUGCAGUCUAUUCCCUCAAAUAACCGGCCCUCAGGAUUGAGGCACUUGAACUAAUUAAACCCAGCUGCAAUUCGCUGAUAAAUGAUUCCCACAAGUCUUUUGUUUCACUUGACUUUGUUCUUUUCAAAGGAAUUCAUUAACCUGACACGCUAUAAUCAGAACCUUUCCACUACUGACAGAUACAGGCAGAUUCAAAUGCUUACCAUAUUUCAAUCAUAAAGCUAGAGGGACUACAAUUAAGAGGAGCAAAAAUUACCCUGCUUGCAAAAAUCCAUCCAGUAGCAAAAUCUGUGCAAGCGAAAUUGAAGCGAGAUUCUCAAAAUAAUAUAAUUAGGUCAACAAUUAUUAAAAAGCUGCACUGGCAGUUUUACUGUAUAAACAUUAUAAACAUUAUAAUUAUACAGGGGGUGUAAAAUAAGGAGCACAUUUUUUAUUGUUAAUAAUCUUCAGAAUAGCAUGUUCUUCUAAUUCCGAGAAAACAUACACCAUCAGAAAAACUGUUAAGGAGUUGUUUUCUACUAAUUUGUUUGUAAAGUUAGUUUAAUUUGUUGAGUUUCCUACUCAUUGGCGAGCGGAUUUUUCAACAUGCUAUUGCCCAGUUCAGCAAUUGAUAGGGCAUUGGAGGUAUCCAUACGACUUAACUUCCUUGUCUGAGAAGACGCGAAAUUCUAGCCAUUUACUGAUGUCAACGCAAAGGUAGUUCUUCCUCCUCAAUUAUUUUAAGACCUUUACUACAAGUCCGAACAAGGAGUGAACCCUGCUUUCCCAGCUUGAAAGGCAAGCGUGGUGACGUGAAACGUGGCUCACCGCAAGUGCUCGUAUAGUGUAAAGCAAAACUUGCUGGUGAUUUUCAGUAAUUGCUCAAGAUUUUAGUCAAACCACCCAGGGAUUUCUUCCGGUGAAACAAUAUUUAUAAUUAAUAUAUCGAAUCAUGUAGGGAGUUUGCGCAAGCUUAAAACAUGCAUAGAAAACCGUAAUUAUAGCCUAACGCAUUUAAAGUUAUUAACUGAAUUGAAAAAUAUAGUGCAUAUGAAAAGCCGUAGUUACUGUACUUCGUUUUCAAGACCUAUUUCCAAUAUGCCUCAAUGUUUCUUUUUGUUUAUAUUGCAAGAUAUUUUCAUUGCUGGUUAUACUCCGAGUGUCUCCACACCGGACAAGCUGUAGCCUGCGAACAGCCUCUCAAGCUGGAUUGUGAGCUUGCAUCGAUGACUAAUAAAUUUGAAUAUCUGCCCCGUAACGUUCGUUUUUCCAAAUAUGGAAUGUCUAUCCUUAUAUGGUGUUGUUUACAACUUUCGUGCAAACUAAAUUUAGACUGUGCAAACUAAAUUUAGACCGUACAGUUUAUACUGUUUUUCGAAGUAUAAGAUAUUCAAGCAAAAGUUCAAAUGUUUUAAAUACUGUUUUCUCAAAACAGAACAUUUCGUGCUUUGAGAUAAGACGGCCAAGACCAAUUUAAUCAGUUAAUGUGUUUUUAUGCAUAGUGCUUCAGCAGCUGACCAAUGAGAAUUUGCGUCACGAUUUGAGACGCAGAUAUUCAAAUUCAUUAGUCAUCGAUGCAGCCUCUCAAUUCAGCUUGAGAGCCUGUUCGCAGGCUAGACAAGCUGACAAAUUGCUUGACCGCGCGCAGUGGGAAUCGAACCGCAACCUUUGUCGUCCAUGUCCAAUAAACCUCUCUACCACCUGAGUGACGAGGUUGGUCCCUUGUGUAAACAUCCUCAGAGUUUUAGGAAUACAUGCAUGCAACAACCGCUAGCCUAUAUUUUCCAAGCACCGUUUCAACAUGAAGUAUUCGUAAUUACGUCAACACUGAACGAUGGCUCGCGUUGUUCACGUCAUGUUAGUCAUGGCAAUUAACACGAUAAUUGUUUUUUUAUUUUUUGUACAAAACUGUAAAAAAAUAUAGUAAACUUGAACACUUUUAAAUUAAAUACAGAACUAUCAAUUUCUAAAAUAUAUAUUAAGUAGGUAUAAUAUUUUGCUUUCUAUCGGCUUUAUGUUGAAUGUAAAAUUCAACACAAAACUUUUCGUGAAACGUUUUUAAAUGUGAAUUGAAGUUAACUGCUUUUUGCCGAUAAAUCUUCUUCUCGAGCUUUCAACUUAUUACUCGAUCGCAAUUUGAAAUGAAAUAAAUUUAAUUCAUACAGGACGUUAAUGAAAAUAAUUUGCUUUCCAUUUCAUCAUUAACUUCUACAAAAGUUAAUUUAACUAAGAAACUUUUGCAUACAAUGCAUAGGAAAGACUUUGAACAACAAGAACAAAGAAAAAGUCUAUAACAUUUAAAAAUACAAAGUCAAACAUAACCAAUUGAAGCAAAUUUGCUCUAUACUUUAGGAUUUCUCAUACUAAAUCAAUUCUUGAUGUUUACGUUUAUAAAUUGAAAAAAAGUUUACAAUUUGUUAUGUGAAACAAUUUUCCAAGCUUUCUUACAUGUUUUUGCUUCCUUCACAACUGGUAAACAGCCAUAUUUUGAGAUUUGUGAGAUGACCACCCAUACAUCAUGCGCCCGCGAUUAUUGAUGAACUUUAGACAUCAUUAAUGCUUUCCUUUCCCCGGGUGUAAAUAGCCGGGCGGAAUCAAUACCCUCGUACCGGGCUUUUGCCCGGAAGGGACUCCGCGCCGUUGGUUCAGGGAUAAAAUAUAAGCAAAACGCUAUACCAACUGAGGUACGACGGCAGCUUCUUCCUGUGUGGAUACACGUACUUGGAGAAACAUCAGUAAAAAUAUUCAACCUGAACGUUUUAUACUAGCUUGGUACACGCCGAAUAUGCAUAAACUUAACAAACAAGACGUAAUGCGAUUAUGCAAUUAAUAUUCAAGCAAUGUUAUAUUCUCAGCAAAGGAGUCACUCCAUAUUGUUUAUAGCUGUCCACAUAUUAUAUAAUGCAUAGGAACUCUCAGGAAUGCACUGCAGAUUUCCAGUAAUAUAUGCAUAUUUUAUUUGUGUACACUGUUUACAUGCCGCCAUUUUGCAUAAUAUAGCAAAUGAAGUUACCAUAGUUACCAGAGUAUGCGCGCGCAUUAGUUUUAGAUUUCUACGGAAGGCGUGUACAUUUGUAUGGAAGGCAUGCAUAAAAUUUCUAUGGAAGGCAUCUACAUUUGUACGGAAGAAGUCUACAUUUGUACGGAAAGCGUCUAUAUUUCUGCGGAAGUCGUCUGAAUUUUCUACGGAAACGCCGCACAUUUAUACAGAAACGCUCUGUUAUUAAGUAAAACUACUUCAAGUACACAGAACGAAUGUGAUUUUCUACGGAACAAGCGUGUUCCUAACGGGCCACCGUAGUUUCUUGUUAGGUCUAAUAAACUAAUUCUUAAAGACCAUGUUAAGUCCGUUCUGCAUAUUCAGUUCUGCUCAUAACAAAGGGGACCCACAGAUAUAUAAGCAUUGCCCAAAUAUUGCAUCUUUCAAACGUUUUUGAAUUGUAACGUACUCUAGUUUAUAUAUUCAUUUACAAUAGCGAACCGGAAAAGUGUUAGAUAUUCAGUUAGCGUAUGUCUUAUUUUACAAAUAUACAGUACAAAAUGUCAACAAAGGAUUUGUUUAUAUUACGGACUUGACAUGGUCUUUAAUUGAACUAAAUUUUGAAGUUUUGAAUUUGGAGUUAGUCCCAUAUACUGUUGAAGUAAGCCAUGCUUUUACAAAUACGACAGGUAAAUAUUUUUUCUUUUUCACAGCACACGCUGCCCAAUUUGUCGUGAAAGUUUUGCUCACAAGCUUGAACGACGACCACUGCCAAAUUCACGGAAACGUUCUGGAAAAUAACAAUAGACCGACAGCCGAGAAUAGCUAUAAGACUUUCAUGGGCAUAUCAUAAUGGACCUGCUUCAUGUCGCUGGUGAACUUCUAAGCACGGUUAGGCUAUUGAUCCAGUACGUAACUGUAAGUAUUUGUGUAACUUAAGAAGAUAUUAAUGCUCAGAAAAGUUAAGUUGCCACACAGACCUUGAAACGGAAGUCUCCAGAUUACAUGUACUACAUCCCACUCUGUCCAGUGAAAGUGACACUAUGUAAAGGAAUUUUCAAAGUGACUGACCUCACGUUUUGUCCAGUGAAAAUGACACGAACGCCGGUAACGUUUAUUGUCUUAUGUAUGUAAAAGAACUUUCAAGACGACAAAGAAACUAUUUUUUAUUGAAGUUUGUGUUUUUUGACUUUCUUUGCCUUCUUCGUGAGAUAUUUCAUCAUGUUUGAUACGCAAAUGUCCUGCAUUUACCUCCAAAAUGAGUAAUGACUUAUCAAAUUAAAGAAUAACAGUUACUUUCGAAAUAUGUUUGUGUCCAUAUGAAAUAAGAAGACUAAAUUGGGUAUUACGUAUGUUUUUCAUCCUCCCACAACUCCAAACUCAUCAUAUUGGAGAAUUACGAAAACAUUCAUUCGAAGACAUUCAUACGAAAACAUUCAUACGGAAGAAAAGAAUCUUCAAUUGAUUCAACUUUAUAUCAACAUUGCGGCCGUGGGUCAAUGAGUUACUAAGUCAAACCUUGAGGAAAAUUAACUGAUAAAAUUUUCAAUCUAUCAGAAACUAGAAAUUAAUGUUCUUUUUGCUCCACAACAAAUGACAUGCAGAAAUUAUGAGUUAGAUAAAUAAAAUUGGUUUGAAAUAGCUGUAAACGAUAAACAAAUGAAACGAGUUUUAUCAUGAAAAGUACUUGGGAUGCAAUUUAAACAGAACUUGUUAUGGAAUGAUCAUACUACAGAAUUAACAUCAUCCUGUUAUGAUAGUUUAGCGCUGCUGAAACGAUUUAAUUUAAGACAUAUCAUAUCAGAAAGGAACUUCAAGCUUUUUUACUUUUAUCGGUCAAUGCACAGGAAACGUCCAAAGUUGCCACACAUAAUUACAUUUCCAAAGUAUUGUCAAAGUCUGCCACAAAUGUGCCAGGAUUUAAUUUCUAUUCAAUGCUUCGAAAUCAUUAAUUUUAAAGGAUUGGAAUAUUGUGUUGGAAACAGAUCUUUUUUAUUUCGGUCUUAUUGGUCUAUUAUAUAAAUUAUUUGAAGAUGCAGUACAAUCUGUUCUGCACAUGUUUACAUUGGAGCUUCCAACUUGUGAUAUACGAGCGGCGUUAGGCCUACAUAGCUAGGUUCUAUGCUUAUCCAAUGCCUGCUGGUACAGCCUUAGUUAUCGAUUUUACUCUGGAACACAAAUAUAUAAAUAGUUGGCACCAUUUCGUAUAAUAAAGUUCUGGUCAUUAUUAUAUUUUGAUACAAACAUGUAAAACGACUUGGUAGCUGCCGCGGCGGACAUUACGGCAUCUUCAUAGACCAUUUAGCUUUGUUGGUAUAAAUAUUUCUCCUUUUAUUUAUUUAGAUACAGACAAUUGAUGACAACAACUUUCAUGGUUUUCAAUUUUUCUUUCUUUUGUUCCUAUUUAGUUUAUUAAAUUUAGCUUUAAGGAAUAUGAAUGUAUGUGUAAUCAGCGAAUCAUACUUAUUAUAUAGCAAGAUAUAUAUAUAUAUAUUAUAUAGCAAUAAAGUUAGUUACAUCGCAUUGUAGACGUGCGUCCUUGUGUAUAUUGGACGUUGUACAACGAUAUUGUAUGAAGUAAAAAGAACACGUAGAAAAAUGCUGAUUAGAUUAAGAAAACAUGUUUGGUGGACGUUCAAUUAAAAAUAAUAAUAAUAAUAAUAAUAUAAUAAUAAUAAUAAUAAUAAUAAUAAUAAUAAUAAUAGUAAUAAUAAUAAUAAUGAAAACUUUAUUAAUAGAACAUUUAUAGAUAUACACAGUCAAUUGUAAAUCUCACUUCUUGAGGUAACCUACAAUUGACUACUUAAAUCACUUAUGCAUGGUUAUAAUUUUAUAUACAAAAAUAUUAAUUAUUUAUAGAAAUAGUUUUAAAUGUCCACUAGUACGGGAUUUGUCCAUUCUUAUUUCUACAGCAAUAUAUGUCAUAAGUUGCUGUUGAUCGGAUGGCAAUAAAUAUCAUUUUUC